Messenger RNA from Monopterus albus (swamp eel), 2315 nucleotides. RefSeq names its product tetraspanin 6 (gene tspan6). Lineage: Eukaryota; Metazoa; Chordata; Actinopteri; Synbranchiformes; Synbranchidae. The record is from RefSeq and is a predicted model, not a curated record. Gene Ontology annotation, cellular component: plasma membrane.
AAGUAAAAAUUAUUUGACAUAGCAAUCAGUUGCAUUUAUGAGGUCAAAUGUACACUGAGUCAAAAAAUGACACAAAAUCAUAGUUCUGUGGGUGAGAUUUAGCUUCCAUAGCACAGCCAUCCAUUAGUUAUUUGGUUAGGCCUAAUUUAAAUAUUAAUGUUCUACAUAUGCUACAUAAUCCAGUGGUUGUCAACAUUUUUGGCUUGUGACUCCUUACAAGAAAACUGUCUGGUUAGGACUGCUUUUUACAAUAGAGAGAUUAUGGAUUCUUUAUGGUCAUUUUGUGUCUCUUUGUGGUCACUUAUGUUUGGAAAAAUAAACAUCACUGUGUUAGAAAAGGGGGACUUUAUUAAACUGCUGGAGGUAGAGGGCCUAAAUGCAAUUGAUUUUGAUCCCAUGAAUGGCUCUCUAUAAUUCAAGUGGUUGCAAAAUUUCAACUUUUUGAUUCAGUCUUCCUUCUAAAAUGUUCUUGGAUUUUUGGGGCAUACAAUUUUUUCUAAAAUGUGAUUUCGAGAUUAGUAAACUGCCAAUCAAGUUAUCAAAGUUUCACCAACAAGUCCUCUAUUAUUGUUCGUUGGUUCGUUUUCAAUGGGUGUUUUAUUUUGAAAUCGGUAUCACAGGAUGCUGUGACGUAACAGGUGCUGCAAACUUGACGCAGGUCCUGGUUCCCUUCAGGAAAGUGAAUCCUCGCUGGUGACGACACUUCCCCCUCUCGCCUUGGAUUUAUCUCUGAAGUUUUCCCUUCUCCAUACCAGGACGCUGUGAAGUGAACUUUUCUUCUUUUUUUCCCCUCCAGUUUAAUCUUGUGAAUACUGCUAUGUCGCCGCCGUCUCGACGGCUUCAGACGAAGCCAGUCAUCACCUGCCUGAAGACUUUCCUCAUCUCCUACAGCCUCAUAUUCUGGUUCACAGGCGUGAUCCUGCUGGCCAUCGGGGUGUGGGGGAAGGUGAACCUUGAGGCCUACUUCUCCCUGGCUGCUGAGGAGAGCACCAAUGCACCAUAUGUCCUAAUCGGGACUGGAGCCUCAUCUAUCAUCAUUAUUUUCGGAAUGUUCGGUUGCUUCGCCACAUGCCGUGGCAGCCCAUGGAUGCUCAAACUGUAUGCCAUGUUUUUGAUCUUGGUGUUCCUGGCUGAACUUGUUGCUGGAAUCUCAGGCUUCAUCUUUAGACAUGAGAUCAAAGCCACAAUGCGCAGUGCCUACCAAAAGGCUGUGACGUCCUACAAUGGCACUGACGACAACGCCGUUGACAACAUCCAGAGGACUCUGCAUUGCUGCGGGGUGGAUAAUUAUACUGACUGGGGCGACACAGCUUACUUUAAAGAGCGGGGCAUCCCUACCAGCUGCUGCAAAGACAACACCAAGUGCUCACCAGACACCCUGAAAGACCUCAGCAAGGCUGAGAAUGAGGUGUACACAGUGGGCUGCUUUGCACAGGUGACCACUGUGAUGGAGGCCAACCUGGGAAUCAUCGCAGGGAUCUCUUUUGGGAUUGCAUUCUUCCAGCUCAUUGGGAUAUUCCUGGCCUGCUGCUUGUCUCGAUACAUAACCAACAACCAGUAUGAGAUGGUUUAAUACAGCCUGAAACAGGUUGCUGAUGAACAUCUCAAACUGAGUUAAAUGAAUCAUGUGAUUUUAAUCUUGUGUGUCGGUUAAUAUCAUUUUAGAGGGGAAAAACACUCACUGCUUUUUGUUUUUUAUUCCACCAAUAACAGACAAGCAGAAGGUGAAAAAUGUUGAAGGAAAUCAAAAAGGGACAAUACCUGCAGUGUUUGACCAAAAAAGAAAAGGAACCUGGACAUUUCAGAGAUCUUUUGUGACUCCUGGAUUUAUUAUGGAAUUUCCAUUAAGCAUAGAUGUCAUUAGAUAGAUGUUUUCACUUUUCACUUGACUGAACUGACUCUACCUUUCUGUCGACAUUUUGGUUUCUUGUCUUUGCAUAAUGCAGCUGCCUUAUUUUGUAAUUUAGCUCAAAGUGGUCUGUCGCUGAGCUGAUUUAAUCUAGACAGUAAGUUGAAAAUCCUCUUUGCAACACUAAGUAAAUUUCUGUGUGUGAAACUCAUUAACCUGAGAGAUAGAUGUAUGGAUGGUGUGUGACGGGCAGUAAAAGGAUUGAGUUGUGUGGAAAAGGAGCGUUACUAAUGAUCUGAUAUAGGCCAGUAUUGUUAAAGGUCUGCACUCAUCAGUGCCAAAUACAGAAGCCCAGCCAACUUAAACACCACAGUUUUCAGUGUUAAAUAGUUUUUCUGUUCUGGAUGUAUGAAAACAGUUGUUAAAAAAAUAAAAAAAUAAAGAUGAAAUCCAUUAUCUUCACUGA